Spodoptera frugiperda (fall armyworm) is the source of this 1387-nucleotide messenger RNA. Its product is annotated as UDP-GlcNAc:betaGal beta-1,3-N-acetylglucosaminyltransferase-like protein 1. The record is from RefSeq and is a predicted model, not a curated record. Lineage: Eukaryota; Metazoa; Arthropoda; Insecta; Lepidoptera; Noctuidae. The coding region runs from base 272 to 1315 and encodes 347 amino acids. The transcript has a single exon.
UCAGUUUAUUAAUCAGUCAGUCAGUUCACACUUCACAGUUGUCAUUGAUUGUUUGAUUAGAGGACAUGUAGAUUGAUAAACGCAACGCAUUAUGUAAAUAAACAAAAAUGAUAUUAAAUCGUUGAAUUAUAUAUUUAUUUACUUUAAAUAAAAAAUCAACGGUAGGCCUUUGCUUUUACUGACAAUAGCUUCUCGACCUAUUUAUGAUAAUAAGUCUACAUUAUAUUACUCCCAAAUGUCCUUUCCUUUUUGACUAAUUAUAAAUUAAGUAAUGGCUGAUAUUUCUGUAAUCAUACCAGUACAUAAUGGCGAAGAAUGGAUAGAUACUUGUAUGAAUUCUAUAGCAGAACAAACCAUAUUCAAAACAGACGAUCUAAAGAUUGAAAUUGCUGUUUAUAAUGAUGGCAGUACUGAUAAAACUCCAGAACUUUUAAAAAAAUGGGAAGAACAGUUUAAGGAGCAAGGAGUUGAUUUCGUUAAAUCGGGUGGCAAAACGUCAAAAGGAGUGGGCGCUGCAAAAAAUGGUGCUAUAAAAAUAAGCACAGGCAAAUAUUUAUGUUUUCAAGAUAUUGAUGAUAUAAUGCUACCUCAGAGAAUAGAGCUUCAGUGGAAAGCUGCAACAUCAAGACCAAAUGCAAUUAUUGGCAGUAAAAUAUUGAGAGUACCUAAAGACUCCACUCCACGUUAUGUUCAGUGGGUUAACAACCUUAACAGCCAGCAGCUGAGGAACCAAAUAUACACAUCCCACGGACCUACUUUGCUAAUGCCUACAUGGUUCUGUCAUAGAAGUGUAUAUGACAAGGUUGGAGGAUUUGUGGAAACUGGCCGUGGAACACCAGAAGACCUGAUAUUUUUCUAUGCACAUUUGGAUGCUGGAGGAACCUUAUAUAGAGUAGAAAAGGAACUGGUAGUGUAUGCUUACCAUGCAAAGGCAGCUACAUUUUCUGUUAAAAGAGAAAAUAUUUGGCAGGUCCAACUAGAAAGAUUACAAAAACGUGUAUUUCCUAGUUGGAAUCAUUUUACAGUUUGGAAUGCAGGCAAAGCUGGUAGAAGACUAGUUCGAUCCUUAGAUCCCGAAAACUUAAAUAAAGUUGUGGCAUUUUGUGAUGUUGACAAGAACAAAAUAGGGCAACAUGUGGAACUAUACUGCCCUAUUGAAAGAAAAGUACUAGUCAAAUUGCCUGUUAUUCAUUUUACAGAUGCAAAGCCCCCUUUACUAAUAUGUUUUAAAUUGGACAUGACAAAUGGUGAAUUUGAAAGGAAUCUACAAUCAUUAAAUCUCAUUGAAGGAAUUGAUUAUGUUUUAUUCAGUUAAUAUUGUGGAAUAAUGCAUUGACAUGUUUUAUAACUAGAUAAUUACAAUAAAAUUGUAUUACUGUUGAUUAAA